UGAAUGGCGACUAUAAUGGCUUAGCAUUGACUGUGACUGUCUGUGAGUCACUGAAACACUGAACUUAACACUGCAUUAGACUAUGAAUUGAGUAAUAGUUGUAUUAUUGAGUGUUUUGUGACAUUCAUUAUACGUAUUAUUGACUCAAAUGCUAACUCAAGACAUAAAAACCAUUAAUAAAGCGAUUGUUGUUUUAAGACUUGAUUUAUAAAUUGAUCGACAAUUUUGAAUACAAUAAUGGAUUUGUCGACCACAGGAAAGGCCGGAUACGAGGCAUCAGAUGUUCUCGAAGAUGCCCUACAGCUGGCCGUCGAUGAAGAGCUCAAAGAGGACAUAACCAUCAUUGAUGAGUCCAGUAGUUCAUCAAAGGUAAAUAUGAAAGCAACCAAUAAUGAGGUAAACUCUAAGAACUUUAAUGAGGACUCGGCUCCCGAACAGACAGCAUCAAUGAUGUCACCCCCGAGACCAGAGACGGCACCCGUUUUGAUGCCGCUUACUAUAGAGGACAAGAUAUCAAUGGAUACAUCAAAAUUAAAGACAACGGCCACCGAUGAUACUUCACUUAUUGUCAAUAUUGAUGACACACAAAGUGAUCUAAUGGACAAUGAUCUCGAAGACGAUACAUCAUUGAGAAAUACAAGCAAAGAUAGCACUGAUACUAAAUCAGUCAGAAAAUCGCUCAAUGAGUCGACCAACAGUCAAGACUCAUCUAAAUCAGUCAAUGAUAAAGCAUCGGGAGAUGAAUCCAAAGAUAACACCAAUAAGUUGGAGAAGGAUUCAUCUAAAAACAAGAGCUCAAAUACUCAGAAGGAUAACAAAAUUAAAGCAAAAGGUAUUAAAAACGGAAAUACACAGCAAAACGGUUGCAAUAUAUGGGUGAAUGGGUUACCACAAGAGGCCAAGGCCUGUGAUCUACAGACCCUGUUCUCCAAACACGGCAAAGUUGUGAGCGCGAAGAUCAUUAAAAAUACCCGCGUGUCCGGCAACCGAUGCUAUGGAUUCAUUACUAUGGAAAACAGCGAACAGGUGUCCAAAUGUAUUCAACAUUUAAACAAAUCGGAAUUGCAUUCAAGUGUUAUUAAACUUUCGAGAAGCCGACCAACAGAAAUCACUUCUAAAGCAAUGGCCACUCGAAAAAUGACUGUUCCCAUCAAAAAGGUUACCACAAAAUCUUCAUCUGCUAAGACUAACACAUCCAAAGAGGCCGAUAAUAAGGAUACGAAAAGCGAUGAGAAGAAUGAUGAAAAAAAUAAAAGUAAAACUUUAGACGAUAAGACAGAUAAGAAAACUGUAUCUGAAGGUAGUUCCAGAAGAGACAGUGAAGCCAAGGACAAUGAAACGAGAAGAAUUAUUCGUCCGCCAUUUCACGAGCGUUUGAUAUCACUUCGUAGACCUACUGUACCAUUUCGACGUCCCAUACCUUUUCAGAGAGCUUUUCAACACAACGGUUCCAACAUUCGUGGAUUUCAUAGGAAUGGGUUUAAUCGUGGCGGCACUUUUGGUCGCGGAGGGUUUACACGCGGAGCUAUGUUUCGCGGAGGGUUUUCACGAGGAGUUAUGCGACCUAUGGUUGGAAUCAGACCGGAUGUUGAGAGACAUAUCAGAGAACGUGAAAGAGAGCGUCGAAUCAGAGAAGAGCGCAGACAUCGAGAGGAAGUUCUUAGAGUUGAACACAUGAAAAGAGAUAUUGAGAGAGAAGAAAGGGUUAGAUUUGAAAAAGAGAAGGAAAGACUUAAAUUUGAAAGAAUGAAACUCGAGAAAGAAAAGGCAGAAUUCUUUAGAGUUGAACGCGAGAGGGCUCGACUCGAGAGGGAAAGAAUUGAACGCGAAAGAGAAGAACUAAGGAGACGACAGCAAAGUCAGGUUGUAAAUCAACAUAGAGUUGAUGACAGCCGUACGCGUCCAUCAGUUGCUUCCACUUUGGCCACAAAACGUCCAUUUGACUCACGAGGAAGUGAUCCAUUUUUUGAGGAUCGCAAACGAGUUCAGCAAAUGCAACGCUUAAAUAGUAGUGUAAUUCCCGGCAGACUAUCUUUCCCUCAGUCGACUCCAUUAAACAAUCGUCAUUCCAUUCCUCAAUCGUAUGUUAAUCGAAGUGAACCAUACAAACGAAAUACAAGGAUUGAGUCACCAAUUUCGGGAAAUUCGAGGCCAGUCUUUGACAUUAGACGUCACGAUUCUCGACAUUCAAUAAGUCAUGAUAGAGACGAAAGGAAAAGUGGAAUUACGACCUCUACUUAUAAUAGAGAGACUUCCAGAAAUGCACCGUUCAAUCCAAGAGAACGGAUCGGUAAAUUUGGUGGACUUCGUGAUGACUGGAAAAGCAAUCAGUAUCGACCAUCUGAACGAUAUUCAGAUAGAGGAGGAAACACAGGUAGAAAUUCUGGUUAUAACUCUCCCCGAUUUAAUUCAGAUGCAAGAAGUGGUGGUUGGGGUGGAAAACCAUCAAAUAGUGGACAUAACCACAUGUCUGGAAGUCAACAAUGGACACAAUCAUCUGGUACUCGAUGGAGCUCUUCUAAUGAGUCAAGAAAUAGAAGUCAUACAAACAUUAAUUCAGGAAUGAUAUCAUCGAGCAGUUCAUCAUUGGCUCACUUAUAUCCACCAAACCAACCAAUGCAAGGCAUUAUGAAUGCAAUUCCGCAUUCAAUUGCUAAUAACAAUUCAAAUAUGGGAUCUGGAGAUAGAUAUCUCCAUAAUAAUCGUCGAUUUUAAAUUAAUUUAAAUGAUUUUCUACUUUUUAAUGUUUGAAUGAUUUAUUAUUUAAACCAUAUAUUAUUAAUUCUAGAAAAAUAGUUGUAAUGUUGUACGUAAUUCAAUUGCAUAUCGGAUUUAUUAUUUAAUCAACUAUUGAUGUUAAUUAUAAUUAUUAUAUAU
Messenger RNA from Oppia nitens, 2877 nucleotides. RefSeq names its product SAFB-like transcription modulator. Gene Ontology annotation, biological process: regulation of transcription by RNA polymerase II; regulation of mRNA processing. Gene Ontology annotation, cellular component: nucleus. Lineage: Eukaryota; Metazoa; Arthropoda; Arachnida; Sarcoptiformes; Oppiidae. The coding region runs from base 238 to 2715 and encodes 825 amino acids. The record is from RefSeq and is a predicted model, not a curated record. Gene Ontology annotation, molecular function: sequence-specific DNA binding; RNA binding. The transcript is spliced from 7 exons.